This is a messenger RNA of Aureococcus anophagefferens, 1424 nucleotides long. RefSeq lists its product as hypothetical. NCBI's taxonomy places the organism in Eukaryota, Pelagophyceae, Pelagomonadales, Pelagomonadaceae. Gene Ontology annotation, biological process: vacuolar protein processing. Bases 9 to 1361 code for a protein of 450 amino acids. The transcript has 2 exons. Gene Ontology annotation, molecular function: cysteine-type endopeptidase activity. The record is from RefSeq and is a predicted model, not a curated record.
AACGCACGAUGUUGUUCGCCGUGAAGCUCAGCCUCGUCGCGGCCGUCGUCGGUGAUGCAGCGGCCUUCGGCACGCGCGAGCUCGACAGCGUCCGCGCGAACGCGACGGAGCACCACUGGGCCGUCAUCGUCGCCGGGUCCAACUCCUUCGCCAACUACCGGCACCAGGCCGACGCGUGCCACGCGUACCAGAUCAUGAAGAAGAACGGCGUGCCCGAGUCGAACAUCAUCCUCAUGAUGUACGACGACAUCGCCGGCAACGCGAUGAACCCGUACCCGGGCCAGGUCUUCAACAAGCCCACGGCCGCGGGCGUGCCCGGCGUCGACGUCUACGCCGGCUGCGUCGCGGAGUACACGGGCAAGGACGUGAACCGCGACGUCUUCCUCGCCGUGCUCACGGGCGACGCCGACGCCGCGGGCGGCCGCGUGCUCGGCUCGACGGCGGGCGACAACGUCUUCGUCUACUACGCGGACCACGGCGCCAAGGGCCUGGUGGCCAUGCCCGCGAACGAGAAGCCCGUGACGGCCAAGGACCUCCAGGGCGCGCUCGAGACCAUGCGCUCCCAGGACAUGUACGACCGCCUCGUCGUCUACGUCGAGGCCUGCGAGUCCGGGAGCAUGUUCACCGGCGACCUGCUCGCGAACGACACGAAGGUCUACGCGACGACGGCCGCGUCGGGCAUGGAGAGCUCCUGGGGCUGCUACUGCGGCACGGAGUCGAAGGUCGACGGCAAGUCGCUGUCCACGUGCCUCGGCGACCUCUACUCCGUGUCCUGGAUGGAGAACAGCGACCUCGACGCGCCCGCGGAGACGCUCGCCAAGCAGUACCGCGUUGUCAAGCGCGAGACGAACAAGUCGCACGUCCAGCUCUUCGGGGACCAGUCCUUCGCGCGCGACUACGUCGUCGCCUUCCAGGGCGACGGCGACGACAAGCGCGGCGUCGCCGCGCCCGCCGCGCCGGCCCGGACGGGGCUCGUGAGCUCGCGCGACGCCACGUUGAGCUUCCUCGAGGCGCGGCUCCUCGCGGCGCGCGGCGACGACGCGCUCGGCGACGCCCGAAGCGCCUACGACGCGGAGCUCGCGGCGCGCGCGGCGACGGCGGGCCGCUUCGCGCGCGUCUCGGCGGCCCACGGCGAGACGCUCCACGGCCUCCUCGAGCGCGGCGCCAAGACCGACGUCGGCGCGUUCUCCGACGCGCACUGGGCCUGCUACGGCGACGCGAUCGAGGCCGUCCGCACGGCCUGCCCCCGCGGCAUCGACGACGAGCACGUGCUCGGCCACCUCAAGGUCCUCGCCGCGCUCUGCUACGCGGACGCGGGCGCGGACGUCGCCGGCGCCGUCGCCGCGGCCUGCGCCGACUAGCGCGCCGUCGUCGAGCCCGCGGCCGCCAAGAGGCCGCGCUCCGUCGGUAAGCUCCCUUUUUUC